Molecule: messenger RNA, 3834 nt
Organism: Macadamia integrifolia
Lineage: Eukaryota; Viridiplantae; Streptophyta; Magnoliopsida; Proteales; Proteaceae
Product: probable RNA-dependent RNA polymerase 1
Exons: 5
Coding region: 223-3618 (1131 amino acids)
Biological process (GO): siRNA processing
Cellular component (GO): nuclear RNA-directed RNA polymerase complex
Molecular function (GO): RNA-directed RNA polymerase activity; RNA binding
Source: RefSeq, a predicted model, not a curated record
AACAGAGGAAUAUAUAUAUAGUAAGACCAGAAGCGAUUGAGGGUGUUGUUCGAGAGUAGUAAUCAUGGAUUAUAUGACCCUACGUUUUUUAGUUCUACUUCCUAGCUAUACAACUAACUAUUUCUUAUCUUGAAAGCACCUCUCAGUUUUCUGUGAUUGGAAGAAAAUUCUUAGCUUUGGAUAAUUAGGUCUCUGGGUUCCAGUUUGGAUUUCUUGUAGAAUAUGGGGAAGACGAUUCAGCUCUCUGGGUUCCCUACUGAUGUUACUGCAGAAGCAGUUAAAGAAUUUCUGGAACGUUACACUGGCAAUGGAACUAUUUAUGCUCUGAAAAUAAAGAUCCAGAAUCCAAAAUCAGUUAGUCGGACUUCUGCUUUUGCUACUGUACAAUUUGCAUCUGCUGAAAGUGCUGAAAUGAUAACCUACUUGGUUAAUCGGCCUCUGCAACUGUAUUAUGGAACUAAUUGUUUGAAGGUUAAGGAUAUGAAACGUGAUAUAGAACCCAAACCAAGGUCCUCAACUCUCACUUUGGAGAAUACGACACUACAUUUUGGCUGUCAGGUUUCUGGUGAUCAAUUCUCUGUUUUCUGGUCAGGGCAGAAUGUUAAGGUGAACUUUGGUUUUAAGCUUCGGAAGAUAUACUUCUUCUUGUCUUAUGGCGGAGUAGAGUAUAAGCUUCAACUCUCUUAUGAGGAUAUCUGGCAAAUCCAGCUUCGUCAUCCACAUAGUCAAAAUAGUUACAAGUAUCUGCUAAUUCAGGUGCUUGGAGUUCCUCUUAUCUAUGAGAAAACUGUACGCUCUUCGGGGCUUUCAUAUGAAGAUCCUGUUUUAAAUUAUUGUAUGGAUGAUUCAAAUGAUCAGUGGGAUAGAGCAACCGAUUUCACUCCCUCAUGUUGUAUUGGGCAAUCUUCUGCCAUGUGCUUGGAACUUUCAUGCAGCUGUUCGCUUCUGGAUUUCAAAGAAUAUUUUGACCACUAUAAAGAAGAUGAAGGUCAGUUCAUUUUGAAGAGUGGAUCAGCUUUCUCCCGUAAUUUGGAUCUAGUCCCCAUUGUUGGCCCUCCUGAUGUUCCUGAGUUGCAGGGAUUUCCAUAUGACAUUCUCUUUAAGGUGUGUUCCUUGGUUCAGAAUGGGUGCCUUGCUGGGCCAACACUUGAUGCCAAUUUUUUUAAGUUGGUUCAUCCUGCACACAAUCCAGUUAAGUACAUAGAGCAUGCCUUGGAGAAGUUAUAUCAUCUAAAAGAGUGCUGCUAUGAACCUGUCCAGUGGCUCCAUGAGCAAUAUGGAAGAUACCGUAAAUCCAAUCGUCUACCUAAUUCUCCUUCUAUUUUCUUAGAUACCGGCUUGGUAUAUGUCCGUAGGGUUCUAAUAACCCCUAGUAAAGUGUACUUUUGUGGUCCAGAGUUUAAUGUUUCAAAUCGUGUGCUACGCAACUUCCAUAACUACAUUGAUAAUUUUAUUCGUGUAUCUUUUGUUGACGAGGAUUUUGAUAAACUGCAUUCAAAAGAUUUAUCUCCAUGUACCAAGGAAGAAAGACAUACUGGAAUUUAUAGAAGGAUACUUUCUACUUUAAGAAAUGGCUUAAUUAUUGGAGAAAAGACAUUUGAUUUUCUUGCCUUCUCAUCAAGUCAGUUGCGUGAAAAUUCUGCAUGGAUGUUUGCAAAAACAGAUGAUGGGCUUACAGCAGCAAGGAUAAGAGAUUGGAUGGGUGAUUUUCGUGCAAUAAGAAAUGUGGCAAAGUAUGCUGCUAGAUUGGGUCAAUCUUUCGGUUCUUCCACAGAAACUCUUAACGUUCGUAAGGAUGAAGUUGAGAGUAUCCCUGACAUUGAGCUGGAAAGAGGACAGAUGAAAUAUGUUUUCUCGGAUGGGAUUGGAAAAAUUUCUGCUGAUUUUGCUAGGAGAGUUGCAAUAAAAUGUGGCUUAAAAAGUUCUAUUCCUUCUGCCUUUCAAAUAAGAUAUGGUGGCUACAAGGGUGUUGUGGCUGUUGAUCCUACAUCAACAAUGAAAUUAUCCUUGAGGAAGAGUAUGUGUAAGUAUGAAUCGCAAAACACAAAACUUGAUGUUCUGGCAUGGAGCAAAUAUCAGCCUUGCUUCCUCAAUCGUCAGGUUAUCACUCUUUUGUCAACACUUGGUGUGAAAGAUCAUGUUUUUCAAGAGAAGCAAAAUCAGGCUGUAGAUGAACUAGAUGCUAUUCUAACUGAUUCAUUGAGGGCACAGGAAGCACUUGAGCUGAUGUCUCCAGGUGAAAACAGUAAUGUUCUGAAGGAAAUGUUGAUGUGUGGUUAUGAGCCUCAUGCUGAACCAUUCCUUUCGCUGAUGCUACAAACAUUUCGGGCAGCAAAGCUGAAUGAACUACGGACAAAGUCAAGGAUAUUUGUUCCAGAUGGAAGAUCAUUAAUGGGAUGUCUGGAUGAAACUCGAACCUUGGAAUAUGGGCAAGUAUUUGUCCAAGUUUCUGGCAUUGGCCACAUGUUUGGUGGAAAUGAAUCAGACCAGAAAAAAAGAAUUGUUAAGGGAAAUGUAGUCGUUGCUAAAAACCCAUGCUUGCAUCCUGGCGACGUGCGUGUUUUGCAAGCCAUUGAUGUCCCAGCAUUGAACCAUAUGGUUGAUUGCAUUGUUUUCCCACAAAAAGGAGAAAGACCACACCCGAAUGAAUGUUCAGGAAGUGAUUUAGAUGGAGAUCUAUACUUUGUUAGUUGGGACCCUGCACUUAUUCCACCUCGUCAAAUCCAACCCAUGGAGUAUGUCCCGGCAGAAACUAUUUCCUUGGACCACGAUGUUACAAUUGAGCAAGUUGAGGAGUACUUCACAAACUUCAUAGUGAAUGAAAGCCUUGGAAUAAUUUCAAAUGCUCACACAGUAUUGGCUGACAAGGAACCUGACAAGGCAGAAAGCAAUAAAUGUAUAGAGCUUGCGAGGCUUUUCUCAAUUGCUGUUGAUUUUCCAAAGACUGGUGUACCAGCUGAAAUCCCACAUCGUCUACGUGUCAAGGAAUAUCCAGAUUUCAUGGAAAAGGAUGAUGACAAGUCAACCUACGAAUCACAGGGAGUGAUUGGAAAACUGUACAGAGAUAUAAAAAACAAAGUACCACACACAUCCUUUACAGAAUUUACUGAGGAGGUUGCAAGGAAAUCUUAUGACCCUGACAUGGAGUUUGAUGGCUUUGAGGAUUACAUUGAUGAUGCUUAUUAUUACAAAGGUGAGUACGAUUUUAAGUUGGGAAACCUAAUGGAUUAUUAUGGGAUCAAAACCGAGGCAAUGAUCCUCAGUGGGAGUAUGAUGAAGAUGGCAAAAUCAUUCACAAAGAAAUGGGACGCGGAGGAGGCAAUGGGAUUGGAAGUUAGGUCUUUAAAGAAAGAGGCAAGGAGAUGGUUCGAUGAUGGACUUGGGCCAGGCUCACCAACCGACAAGGCAUAUGCUAAGGCAUCAGCUUGGUAUCAUGUAACAUAUCAUCCUGAUUACUGGGGCUGUUACAAUGACGGAAUGAAACGGGACCAUUACCUUAGUUUUCCAUGGUGUGUCUAUGAUAAGCUGAUAAAGAUCAAGAAGAUAAAGAUCAAGGACAAAAGCAGUAUCACAAGUUCACUGGAACACUACUUUGCAGAUGGUUUGAGGCAUAGUUGAAAAGCAUGGUACCCUUAAUUUAAAUUUCUGAUGUCUGCUUAUUUUUCUGUAUCUUUGGAUUGGUAGAAACCAUUUAUGUGUGUAAAUAGGUAAAGGGCUUGAUUGAACUAUGCCGAAUGUGAUGUAAAUAGGAAAGCUUCACCCUAACUAUUGAAGAUUGCAUUUCUACUUUCUAGUUGUUGAUACUAUGAAUAUUUGAUUCGACAGUUUGCACCA